Molecule: messenger RNA, 1787 nt
Organism: Trematosphaeria pertusa
Lineage: Eukaryota; Fungi; Ascomycota; Dothideomycetes; Pleosporales; Trematosphaeriaceae
Product: glycoside hydrolase family 5 protein
Exons: 3
Coding region: 466-1692 (408 amino acids)
Molecular function (GO): hydrolase activity, hydrolyzing O-glycosyl compounds
Source: RefSeq, a predicted model, not a curated record
CUCCGAUGCCCGCUAUUUGCGGGGUUAUACUAGGCCGCAUACUGUUUGAAGCCUCAGAGUAGAGCUGCCAGGGUCGGGUCUCCCCACAUUAUAUGGGAGAUCGCUCGGAAGGUAAAAGUGCGUAUUAGCCGAUGUCAUCCACCAAUCACUAUUGCUGUCUCAUUGGCUGCACAUUGAAUUGGAGACAAAUAGGGAACCCACUCACAGGGAUCCCCCACAUCGUACCCCUGUCCCUGAAGUUCUCAUAUGGAGGCAAGGCACGAAAGGGAAACCGGGUACCCGAGGAAUGAAAAACCCCAUCAAUCAACAUCGGGAGCGGGGGAUGAGGCAUCAUAGGGUCGCUAUAAGGUCCUGGGCGACCUUUUAUCGUAUAUUAACGGUCAUGGGCGAGGCGGAAGACGGAGCAUUGAAAUAAGGUACCUCAUCCUCUCUUGCAGCAAGACGGUUUCUCUGCGCCUCGUCAAGAUGCGUCUCCUCUCGUCAUUCCUGUGCGUUGCCGCACUGCCAUCCCUUCUCUUUGCUUUAAAUGCGCCAUUCCAUGCCUCGAGCAGUUGGAUCAUCGACUCCACGGGCGCCAAUUUCACCUAUGCCGGGGUGAACUGGCCCGGCGCAGGCGAGGUGAUGAUUCCGGAAGGGCUGCAGUACCAAUCUAUCGCAUCGAUUGUGUCGAAGAUCAAGAGCAUAAACAUGAACGUCGUGCGAUUGACGUUUGCGAUCGAGAUGAUUGAUGAUAUCAAGGAUAAUGGCGGGGAUGUGUCGAUCCAAAAGGCGUUUACGAAGGCGCUCGGUAGCACGAAUGGGGAGAAGGUGUUCCAGCAGGUUAUUAAGAACAAUCCGCAAUUUAGUACUUCGACGACGAGGCUCCAGGUUUUCGAUGCUAUCGCGGCCGAGCUCGGGAAGCAAGGCAUCUACGUCCAUUUGGACAACCACAUGUCCAAAGGCGCGUGGUGCUGCUCGACCAACGACGGGAAUGCAUGGUUCGGGGAUACUUACUUCAACGUUGAUAAGUGGAAGCGCGGCCUGCAGUUCAUGGCCGACCACGGCAAAGCAUGGUCGAACCUCGUCUCCAUCGGUCUGCGCAAUGAAUUCCGCAAGCCCGACAACACUGGCUCCUCGCUCGCUUACGACUGGGCUACCUGGUAUGCGCAGGUUAUGCCCGCCGCCGAGAUUGUCAACAAAGCGAACCCGAACAUUCUUAUCUUCCUCUCCGGCCUUGACUUCGACACAAAGCUAACCCCCAUUCCCACGGCCGACGAUUUGGGCAAUGGCAAGAAAUUCCGGCUCACGGACUACACAUACGCGAACAAGCUCGUCCUUGAGCUGCACAACUACCAGACCUCCGCGACCAACUGCGGCGACAUCGAGGGCGGGCUGUGGAACAACGGUUUUCGAGCCACGGGCCAGACGCCUGUAAACAAAAUGCCGGUUGUGCUGACGGAGUUUGGGUUUACGCAGGCGGAUAAUUCGUACACGAAGACGUAUGCGACGUGCCUGAAGAAGCUGAUGCCGCAGUGGAAGACGGGCUGGACAGUCUGGGUCAUCUCCGGGAGCUAUUAUAUCCGAUCGGGCACUCAGGACUAUGAGGAGAGCUGGGGAUUGCUGAACCAUCAGUGGUCGGAUUGGAGGAAUGCCAAUGCGAUCACUGCCCUGAAGGGUAUGGUUGACGCGACGUUGGCGGCGACGGCAAGCUAGGCUCUUGAGUGUCGGGAGCCUAGUAGGGAAAUAGCAGAGAAAAUACGAGCAUCCAUGGCCGACACAGUGGGAAGAGCCGACGUGUCCUAUGUGUC